Microtus oregoni (creeping vole) is the source of this 4270-nucleotide messenger RNA. It is a transcript of the gene Galnt15, whose product is annotated as polypeptide N-acetylgalactosaminyltransferase 15. Gene Ontology annotation, cellular component: Golgi apparatus. The transcript is spliced from 10 exons. Lineage: Eukaryota; Metazoa; Chordata; Mammalia; Rodentia; Cricetidae. The coding region runs from base 551 to 2452 and encodes 633 amino acids. The record is from RefSeq and is a predicted model, not a curated record.
GCCUGGAACAGUGAGGGCAUUAGGACCAGGAGCGAGACUCACGCUUGGCUCCCAUGGUGUCUGGCAGAGGGUUCGUGGAGAGCUGGAGCUAUGUGUGAAAGGAAACGGGGCAGUGCCUGCCGGCUUUAGGCUUUACGUCUGUUGGUCUGGCCUGACUCGAGGCGUCCAAAGGAGGAUGUCUGUCAUCCUGGCUUGACUGAAUCCCCAGCCACUCGCCCCAGACAUCCCUUAGAACCUUACCAUUCAUGCAGAGGGGGGGAAGAAACACGGGACUAACCACCAGAGCAGAAUGGACAAGAGCAGGGUGAGAAGGGGCAAGCAACACGACCAGAGACCCUUUUCAGAAGACAAUUGACAAAAUCCAGAGAGGACCAGGGGCAGCCCCAGGCUCCUGUGGCUUUCUGGUUCCAAGGGAAGUGGGUCCUACCACUGCUGUUGGCAAGUGUUAGAUGGAAUAAAAGGAGCAGGUGACUGGCUGCAAUGAACAGCCCAGACUCAAUGACAAGCUUGACCUGAUCAGGACCUGCUGCUCUGGGCAAGUGGCUGCGACAUGCUCCUGAGGAAGAGACCCAGGAACAGACGCUGCAGACUUCAGUUCCUCCUGCUCUUGCUGACACUCGGAUGUGUCCUGAUGAUGGUGACCAUGCUGUAUCCUCCCCCGCCCACGCUGCACCAGGCUGUCACAACCCAAGCCAGCAAACACAGUUCUGACACUGGGUAUCGCCUGGACUAUGGGGACUCCCAAGAAUGGGUUCUGGAGGCUGAAGACGAGAGUGAGGAGUACAGCUUCUUGGAUGGCCUUCUGCCCUUCAUCUCCCUGCAGGAGGAUCAAUUGCUGGUGGUUGUGGCUAAGAGGAAUCAGAGCCAGCACCCGAGACGGGGCAGCUACCAGUUCAUCAAACACCCGAGCAGGAGGCGGGAUGAGGAAGCCCCUGAGAGGGAUUGGAGGACUGAGGAAGAUGGGGAGGACUCAGAGGAGUCGCUGACCCUACUCAGCCUGGACACAGACCUCAACAAAGCACUCAGUGACUACCUGUCCCCGAGGAGAGUUCUGCCUGAGGUGCGGCACCCGAUGUGUCUACAGCAGCACCCUGCAAAUGGCCUGCCUACAGCCAGCGUCAUUCUCUGCUUCCAUGAUGAAGCCUGGCCCUUGCUCUUGAGAACCGUACACAGCAUCCUGGACACAGCACCCAAGGCCUUGCUGCAGGAGAUCAUCAUUGUAGAUGACCUCAGCCAGCAAGAACAACUGAAGUCUGCUCUCAGUGACUAUGUGGCCAGGCUGGAGGCUGUGAAGUUGCUCAGGAGCAACAAGAGGCUUGGCACUAUCGGAGCCCGGAUGCUGGGGGCCACCAUGGCCACAGGGGAUGUGCUGGUCUUCAUGGAUGCCCACUGUGAGUGCCACCCUGGAUGGCUGGAGCCUCUCCUCAGCAGAAUAGCUGAUGACAGGAGCCGAGUAGUGUCUCCAGUCAUAGACGUGAUUGAUUGGAAGACGUUUCAGUACUCUGCAGUCAAGCAGCUGCAACGAGGGGUGCUGGACUGGAAGCUGGAUUUCCGAUGGGAGCCCCUGAGGGAACAGGAGCAGGAGGCCCUCCCAUCCCCCAUCAGCCCUAUCAGGAGCCCUGUGGUAUCUGGAGAGGUGGUGGCCGUGGACAGAUACUACUUCCAAAACUCUGGAGCUUAUGAUCCUCUCAUGUCACCUCAUGGUGGGGAAAAUCUUGAGAUGUCCUUCAAGACCUGGCUUUGUGGCGGCUCCGUUGAAAUCCUUCCCUGCUCUCGAGUGGGACACAUUUACCAAAGCAAAGAUGUCAGCUCCAGGGCUGACCCUGAAGUCAUCUUGAGGAACAAGGUCCACGUUGCUGAGACCUGGCUGGGGUCCUUCAAAGAAACCUUCUACAGGCACAGCCCAGAGGCCCUUUCCCUGAGCAAGGUUGCAAAGCCAGACUGCACGGAACGCCGGAAGCUGCAAAGGAGGUUGGGUUGUCGGACAUUCCACUGGUUUCUGGCCAAUGUCUACCCUGAGCUGUAUCCAUCUGAGCACAGACCCAGGUUCUCUGGAAAGCUCCACAACACUGGACUCGGCUUCUGUGCAGACUGCCAAGCAGAAAGUGACAUCCCGGGCUGCCCUAUGACUUUAGCCCCUUGCAGUAACAACCGGCAACAACAGAACCUGGAGCACACCAGCAGGAAGGAGAUUCUCUUCGGCAGCCCACAGCAUCUGUGCUUUGAUGUCAGACAAGAACAGGUGAUUCUGCAGAACUGCGUGGAGGAAGGCCCUGCCAUUCAUCAACAGCAUUGGGACUUUCAGGAGGAUGGAACGAUCAUUCACAUCCUUUCUGGGAGAUGCAUGGAAGCUGGGGCUCAAGGAGACAGUAAGGAUCUGCACUUGAGUCAGUGUGAUGGUAAAAGCAGCCAGCUGUGGCGAUUCGACCAGGUCCACCCUGUGGAUGAAUGAUGAGUAACAGUGACGGAGAGCAAAGCAAAUGAUCAGCUUCACAUUUCUACUCCUGUGUGUUCUGAGCCGUCCACUGUGCCCAGGUUGCCGGUAUAGGAGAGAAGAAAAUGACAUAUAUAUAUAUAUAUAUAUAUAUAUAUAUAUAUAUAUAUAUAUAUAUUUGUGCCUCAUGUCAUUGAUUGAUAGCUGUAUUUAUAGAGGAAAAGCAAUGGAGUCAUUGUAUUCAUCUUCAGAAAUGUUCAUCAUGAAAUACAGGAGAGUCCUUUCUUGACCUACCAAGCAUUUAACAUUUGCUUUUAUCCCUGACUGUGGAAGAGGCAUAGACAUUGUCUGACAGAUCUUCCAGGAGACAUCAAAUGCAGUGGAUAACUUUAUCUGACCCCAAGUAGCCUUUACUUGGAUGGUGUGGUAUAUGUGGUCCAGUGUGAAAGUUAGAGUGAAGGGUGUUUAAUGGUCUAUGCUCCAAACCAUUUUAUUAGGCUUACUAGCAUAUAUUUUCUCAUUUAUUGAGCUCUAGCUCAAGAGGAAGCAGAAGGGAAUGGAGAGGAAUGGGGUGGGGCUGGGAAGAAGGCUGGAAAGAGAUUUGUCCUGACUCUCCAGCUCAGGUUGGCCCAUGAAGAGUGAACAGAGCUAGGUAAGAGUUUUUCAUCUUCAAGACAGCCCCCUGAAACUCUCUACCUCCAUUCACCUGCUCUAGCCUUCUCUAGCUCAGCCGUGCACAACCAGAUUUCCUCACAGUGUAGUCUUUCUGAGUCACCAGUGCUGGAAGGAUCAACACAUCUGAGCAUUCUCAUGAACAAAAGUAUCAUGGUAGAUAAACUCCCUUGACGCCCUGGUAGGAGAGCUGUGCUGGCUCGAUGAGAAAUAGCAAGCUUUGAAAAAGGAAAACCUUCCCUUGAAUGGAAAUGCCACCACUCCAGCCAAAAUCUUUACAAGGCAAAAUGGAUGUGGCUAUUGAAUAUUCUUGAAGCUUGGUGGGGCCAUCUAUGAACCAACAAUGUAUGCCAAGGACCCCCUAAAUGUGGAUUCCUGUUGAAUGCUCAUGGUUGAGUGAUAUCCACCUCAGCCAGAGCAGAACCAAGGUAUAGCCACAAGUGUUGCUGAGUGAGUUAGGAAGCUGUUGAGAAAAAAAAAAACAUUCUUGCCCAUUUCUCUCUGGAUGUAAUUAGCUCUGUAUAUGGCAAACUUAAAAUUUCAUAUUAAAGAUGCCUUUGACCUUUUGACUGUCUUUGAACAGUUGUUUUAAAUAAGAAUUAGGAAAGAAGCUUGCAUUUCUAAAAUACCCAACACGUAUGUAUUUCUUCCAAGUCAAUGCCCACUGUGUUUCUCCAACCUUAGAAUUGAUCUAUACUAACUAACACUAUCCAAUAUGAUGCCACAAACCCACUGUGGCCAUUUUGAUGGAAAUUCUGUACAAUUCAGGAAAUUUUCCAACUGUUCCUUGAUUGUGCUGGCUACAUUUCAAGAGUUCAGUAGCCAGCUGUGGCUAGUGGCUACUAAACUGAGAACAGUUAUAAAAUAUCCCACCAUCACAGACUUUAUUACUGAAUAGCACUGGCUAGACCCAUUCCCGAGUAUGGAAGAAAUUUUACCCACCAUCUUCUUACUUCAGACCUGUCUGUAUUUAAAAUGAAUUCUCCUGACAUGUUGAGGCAGGGAUGGAGCUUUCAGAUGAUAACCUUGUAAAGGGCAGUAACGGUUGAAGAGCAAACAUUUAAAAAAAGAUCUCUAUUCUGAAAUGAAUUCUGUGAUUAGCAUUGUCAGUAGCUGAAGCUGUUGGGAUAAAUUAAUAUAAUUAAAUAAAAGGCUAAAUUCUGU